AUGGCAACAGACGGCUACAACCCAGAUAAGCUGCGAAAUAUUGAGCUAAAGGCGAAAAUAGUAGACGAGAAUGCGUUUGCGCAUCGGGUGACCAUUGCGAAGCAGCUUACCGGAACGGAUGGUGUAGUGAUAAACCAAAAGGACGUAUUUUUUAAAGCUUCCAACGGACGUCUGAAGCUGCGCUAUCUUACGGACAAAAAAUCGGAACUCAUCAGCUACGAUCGGCCGAACGUAGCAGGACCAAAGUUAUCGCUCUACUCCAAACUGGACGUCGAUCAGCCGGAACUGUUGGAGCAAAUACUUUCCGAAACGGUCGGUGUUCGUGGGACGGUCGCUAAGAAACGGCUACUGUUUCUACACGGUCAAACACGCAUACAUCUGGAUGUGGUUGAGAAUUUGGGACAUUUUCUGGAGUUCGAGGUAGUGCUAAAGCCCGAACAAACGAUCGACGAAGGACAGACGGUGGUGGCCGAAAUGAAGCGUUUGUUCGAAAUUUCCGAUGAAGAUUUAAUGUCCGGAGCUUACAUAGAUCAGCUACUUGCAUGA
Anopheles maculipalpis is the source of this 546-nucleotide messenger RNA. RefSeq lists its product as uncharacterized. NCBI's taxonomy places the organism in Eukaryota, Metazoa, Arthropoda, Insecta, Diptera, Culicidae. The record is from RefSeq and is a predicted model, not a curated record. The coding region runs from base 1 to 546 and encodes 181 amino acids. The transcript has 2 exons.